CCUUUGCAUCAGCGAGCUCUUCAUUGACAAAAAUCCUCAGCCGAGUGUUGAUUCUAGAUGCUGCAGGCGAUGUAGGCGAGAAAAAUCUGCGUCCGCUGCUUGUGACCACUCUUCCGACACCAGCUUCACUGAGCAGGGUGACGGCUGCUGCAACAUGGACAGCUUUUACGACCAGCAGGUUCCCUUUGUGGUGCCUGAAAGUAAAUGUCCCACAGAGGAGGAGAGGGGUUUUGGUGACCGACGGAGGAAGUUGUUUGAUACGGAGCUGGCUCAGGACACAGAAGAGCUUUUUCAUGAUCUGCGUCUGCUUCAAGAGAUCUGGAUCGAAGAAGCUCAGGUUCCUGAUGAUGAGCAGUUUGUCCCGGAUUUCCAGUCCACUAAUCUGAUGUUUCAUGGACCUCCUGUGAUGAAAGUAAAGCAGGAGCCCAAUCCGUCCAAAGACCUGUCCCCCUGUGGAACCCCUCAGACUGAUGCGUGCCUUUAUAGUUACAGUGCCUUUGAAAACAAGCCAGGUCCAGCUCCAACCUCCACAUCUGCACCGCAGUGUCGCUCCAUCCAACCUGCUGGACCUCCACCCAUCCAGAGGCAGCUGCAGCCCCCCCAGUCCCAGCUCAGCCAAACUUCAACCUCCAGCCCGUUCCACCGGCUCCCACAGGCCGACCAGAACCAGAACCAGCAGUUUGCUUUGCCUCGCGUCCCCACCAGCUCCUCGGGUGCAUCGUUCAACACAGAACAAAGGUUCCAGAGACAGCUGUCCGACCCCUGCCUGCCCUUCCUGGCUCCAGAAAAAACCACCAACACGCCGUACCACCCCUCCGCUUGUGACGGCCGGCCCAUGUACCAGCGCCACCUGUCCGAGCCUCUGGUUCCCCUCGCCGUGCGGGGAUUCAAACAGGAGAUUGUGGACCCGCGAUACCCAGACCCGACACCUGCUGGGCCGGUUCGGGCUCGAUCACAGACCAACUUCAACCAGGUCAAAAUCAAGCAAGAGCCGAGAGACUUCAGCUUUGAACCAGAGGUUCAGACCUGCCAGUCGUCAUCGUUCGGAAAGUCUUCUGUUAUGUUUCGGAACAACGGUACAGGAUUCGGAUUUGACCGAGAUCCCCGAUCGUACUUUGACGACACCUGUGUCGUUCCAGACAGGAUGGAAGGUAAAGUGAAACAGGAGGGUUUGCCCUACCAGCGCCGCGGCUCGCUGCAGCUCUGGCAGUUCCUGCUCACGCUCCUGGACAACCCGGCUAACGGACACCUCAUCGUGUGGACGGGUCGCAACAUGGAGUUCAAACUGAUCGAUCCAGAAGAGGUGGCUCGGCUUUGGGGGAUCCAGAAAAACCGACCGGCCAUGAACUAUGACAAGCUGAGCCGCUCGCUGCGGUACUACUACGAGAAGGGCAUCAUGCAGAAGGUAAAGGUGGCCGGAGAAAGGUACGUGUACAAGUUUGUGUGCAACCCCGACGCGCUCUUCUCCAUGGCAUUCCCAGAAAACCAAAGGCCGAGCCUGAAGGUGGACCUGGAUGCCAUUCUGCCCCCCAACGAGGAGGACGGGUUCCCACUGCCCGGCUACGAGGAGGAGGGGCCUUAUCUGGUCGACGGAGCGGAACAGUGUGUUCACGGGUUGUCCUUCCCAGACAGCUACCCGUACUAACACACACGCUCACACACGCACACAGUUUUUGGCAUUUCAAUGUAACCAGAAGGCUUAUACGAGUCUACAAGACUGUUAAACUUUCCUCCAUUGAUCUUUUAUUUGUGUUGAAUACUUUAGUUUUACCAUCUGAAGGUGAGGCUGCCUGGAAAACCGUUUUUAAUGAUUAAUUCUGAUUCUAACGGGUCGCUUUCAUACAGGCCGAACAUGAAAAUAGUCUCCUACACCUAUCUCCUGCUUCAGCUUCUGAUAGGAUUAGAAAAGCCUGACAGAUCUACGUUCAUUCGUUUAUCGUAUGAGACUGUUUUCAUGUUCAGCCUACAUGAAAAGCCCAGAGGGACCCAAUAGUCAGAAACAAUCAUUAAAAUGUAUUUUAGUGAAGUUUGAUUUUUAACCAGCAGAUCUUAAAGAAAAAGAAAAAACGUCUGAAAUCUAAAACUUUUCAGAAAAUGUAAAAUAAAUAAAAAAAAUACGUCGGGCCGUGUCGCUGGAACAAGAGCUCGGCUCUAAUGGGUCAGAAGGUGGUGGUGGUAAAUAUUCUAAAUUAGACUUUAAUACCGAACUCGUUUGUCCCGAUGGUGGCGUCCCAGUCCAGAUGUGACCUUCUACCCUCCCUUGUGUUUAUUUUACGGUUCAGCUCCAGACGUGUGACAUGUAGCAUGGCCAUCGCUCUAGUUCCUGCAAUGUAAACUCUGGGAUCUGUUUUGCAACCAAAAGAGAAGAAACUCGAAGCCAUGGCAUAGUUUAAUGACCAUCCCACUGCUCCAAAGGGACAUGUGUGUUUUUCAAACGUUCUAACCCAAAAACAUCUCUACAAAAAUCUCCUUUGUGUAUUUUCUCGGCUCUGAAGCUAAUAUUUUUGGCUUUACAUGGACUUGUAUGUUUUGGUAUACCAGUUUCUGAUAAAAGUAUUGCUAUUUUUGAUUCUGUAAUACUGCCUCUCUUAUUGUUAUAACAAGCAUGGACUUUCUUCCUGAUGACUCACAACUUAAUGUACUGGGAUAGUUUUCUGCAUUUUGUAUAGUUUGCUUCAGUGUGUAGAGAAAAUGUAUAAUUAUAUAUGGAUAUAUUUUUGCUAAAGGCUGUGUUUGCUUGCUAACGUUGCAUCAGUUCUCCUGGGAGGAGGGGCACGGCGCGCCCUGCAGAUGGUUGAAUAGUAUAUUUUACUAUAAGGUGGAACCCUCAGAUACUGUAUGUGUGCCUUCUGUUGAUCUUUACUGACACAAUAAACAAUUUUACUCUUU
This is a messenger RNA of Nothobranchius furzeri (turquoise killifish), 2889 nucleotides long. RefSeq names its product ETS translocation variant 5. Gene Ontology annotation, biological process: regulation of transcription by RNA polymerase II; cell differentiation. NCBI's taxonomy places the organism in Eukaryota, Metazoa, Chordata, Actinopteri, Cyprinodontiformes, Nothobranchiidae. The record is from RefSeq and is a predicted model, not a curated record. Gene Ontology annotation, molecular function: sequence-specific DNA binding; DNA-binding transcription factor activity, RNA polymerase II-specific. Gene Ontology annotation, cellular component: nucleus.